Messenger RNA from Paraglomus occultum, 332 nucleotides. NCBI's taxonomy places the organism in Eukaryota, Fungi, Glomeromycota, Glomeromycetes, Paraglomerales, Paraglomeraceae. The record is from the annotation of a GenBank genome assembly.
AGGCAGUCGUCGAAUGCGGAAUCCUCUUGCGUCAAAGGAGACGGCUUAAAAAUAUAGACUGGAGUUGCUGGGGGCGUAAGUACAUGCUCCCCGAGUUGUUUAUCGUCCGCUUUCCGUACGGAGAGAACAUUCUCUGCGAGCUUCGUCGGAUAACUGUACAUUUUGGACGGUUUAAGAGCCCGAUUUCGAGGUAUCUAAAGUGUGUGCUCUCAGCUAGGUUGAAUUGGUUGUGGGGGGGUGGGGGUAAAUGGGUUUUAAGAACAUCGAGUGACGAGACCGCAGCUUACACCGCAGCCGCUGCGGAAUGGGAUCGGACAGAAUACGCAGUCGAU